AACUGUCAAAGUAAUUGUGUUGAAAGCGCGGACGAGACGUUUAUGUAACGUAGAACGCUAAUUCGUCUCGCGUUUUGGCUUUACGAUUCCUCGAAGGACUUUCAACCGUUAUCGGAGUUAGUUCUUGGGGCAUAACGGAAGUUUGGAGAACGGUCAGGCAUGGCGGGCCGUUUAAUCGAGCGAGGAAAUGUUCAACAACAUGAAAAGAGUGAUCAAUGUUUGUUCAUUAUUUAACUAACUUCAUGUUUAGACCGAUUAGUGUGACGGACGUAAAGGCUACUAAACGGAUGCCAGUCUAAUAAUUUUACGAUCUCACCUGAGCAAUUGUUUUGGAUUCUUGUGAUUAUAGAAAUCUUUUUUUGCAAUAAAUUUAUUCAAUUUUCAUAGCUGUUUGAAAAAGAAAUCUCUUAUUGCUGUAAUAAAAGGAGAAACUCGAGGUGCAUUAGUCGAUUGCGAGGAUAUUACUUUGUACCUGUCACCGAGUUAGCGCACUUUCUAACAAUACGCUCUUUCUCCAACGCGAUUAUGCGACAAAAAUCCUAAAUUGCAUAAUCGUCCGAUAGAACUUUUACACUUUCUAUUGUAUUUGCUGUAUCAUCUUGUUCUCUCUCUCUCUCUCUCUCUUUUUUUCUCUUGUCUUCUCAUUAAUUUACAAUUUAAUAAACUAAUUUCAGAACUUUUAGGGCGGGUUUAUCAAUGUUUAGCUAAGAGUGACUGCUAUGUAACUAAAAGUUAAGAGAUGGCUAAGAGUUAUUGUUCUAGUCAUCUAUCUAUGCGUUUAUCCACCCCACUGUUGACUAUUAGUUAAGUAACUGUCAGUUACAUUUGUUUUAAUGUUGGUUGGUAGCAUUGUUAGCGGUAAACAUAACCUAAAAGCGAUAUAUAAUCAUAGGCUUUGUGUCAGUAAAAUUGGCAUUUAGAAUACGUAUUACGAUGGAUCCGAAAAAAGAUAAAAGGAGUUCCAAUUUUACCGCUAGCGAUAAACAAUUAUUAUUAAGGUUGUGUAAUGAACACAAAAGUAUUAUUGAAUGUAAAAAAACUGAUGGUUGCACGUGGAGAAAAAAAGAUGAGAUGUGGAAAGAAAUAGAAAAUUUAUUUAACAGCUCUACAACAAGUAUAGUAAGUUUGUUCGGAUAUUUUUUUAUUAAUAUAGGAAUACGAUAUGCAAUAUACAAAUCAGUCAAAAAAUAUAUAAAUAUUGUCUUAACAGCAUCGAACUGUGAAGCAAUUAAAAUUCAAAUACGAAGCGAUAAAAAGAGAUUUAAAGAAAGAACGAGUAAAAAACAAGGCUUAUACAAGAGGCACUGGUGGAGGACAGUAUAUACCUCCACCCGUUACAAACACAGAAGAGGAGAACGAACUAUUACAAACAAUCGAAAUUAGUGUUGAAGGAUUGACAAAUACGUUUGAUUGUGAUGGUUUGUCCGGUAAAUAAUUGUUUUAUAUGUAUAUAAAGAUAGAUUUAUAAUCUGUUUAAUCAAUUAAUGGAUCCAGAAAUGCAACCGCUCACUGAACGGCUAAGUAGCAAUGAAGAUUAGUGAUUUACUUUGGAUCCAACAAAUCUCCAACAACUGCUUAGUCAGUGAGUGGUUAUGCUUCUAAAUGCACCUAUUGUAAUGUGAAUAUAAUCAUAGAAAAAAAUUACAUGAGAUCACAAAUUACUAGUAGCAGUUUAGUUAUCUUUGUCAUUUUUUGUCUUUUGAAAUAAUUGUUAUAUUGUUAAGGCAACAAUAAUUUACUGCUAUCAUUAAUCUAUAGAUUGAUUGUUACAUAUACAAUUAUGCUUAUUAAAUUGUUUUAAAAUAUUAGGCAUUGUUGGAAUUGAAUUAUCAAAUAACACUGCUGUAGCAACAGAAGGUGAAAUUGUAGAGAUGGAUUAGAGUAAUCCUAUUCCUCAAAUGUUAAGAACACCAGUCCAUGAAGCACUUAUUGUUUCUAACAAUGAAAUUCCGAGUACCAAUGAACAUCCCGAUAGUCAAGAGACAUCUACUAACAAUGACAUUCCGAGUACCAAUGAACAUCCCGAUAGUCAAGAGACAUCUACUAACAAUGACAUUCCGAGUACCAAUGAACAUCUUGAGAGUCAAAAGACAUCUACUAACAAUCAAAAUACCAGUGAACAUCUUGACAAUCAAAAGACAUCUGCUAACCAGCCCAUACAGCAACAAAGCAACAAUUCAUGGCAUAGUAGAAGACGACCAGUUUUGCAUAAAGCAAGUAAAUCUUCAGUUAGUGCUGCAUUUGAAUUGCUUGCUGAGAAAAAAAUACAGUUAGUUAAUUGGCAAAUAGAACUGGAGAAAAUAAGAAGAGCCCACGUACGACAAAAAAAUCAACUGGAAAUAGAUAUCUUAAACUUACAAAAGGAUGAGAUGCAAUUGAAAGUAGAUUUAUUAAAAAAACAUUAAAUUCAUAAUAUCAAUUAUCUCCUUCUGUCUCUCUGUAUUUAUCUCUUUGUAAAAAAAACAUAUAAUUAUAUUUUUAAUACUUUUAUUUUCUUUUUAUAUUAUUGUUUAAUUAAAAAUAUUUAGUAAAAUUAUUAAUUACUUUACUUCAUUAUAUAAUGUUUUUUAAAAUCUUUGAUUGUCUUUUUUUGAUGUUCUUAAAUAUAAGUCUUCUUUAAUAGACCAUUGUUCUUAACAUUUGAGAGACAGGGCAUUCCAAUUCAUUUUUAUCAAUACUUGACUUUUCUGAUAUCGAUAAUUAUCGGUUAUAAUCGAUACAUUCAAUUAAAUAAAAUCAAUUUAAUUACAAUUGUUUCUCAGCCGUUUUGUGUUUUUAAUGUUGCUUUUAUAAAUAAAAGUUUAUUGUACUUUUUGUUUUCAAUAAUUUUUGUAAUGUUUUAAAUAUUUUUUAUAAAAUUUUAUAUUUUAUUACUUAGUAUAGUUUGUUGUACAAAUAUGUAUACUGUGGUUUUGGUGCAACAUAUUAUACAUAUGGAGUUUAUAAACAAUUAUUUUAUUUUAAAUACAUACCUAAAAACAUGUAAAA
Monomorium pharaonis (pharaoh ant) is the source of this 2988-nucleotide messenger RNA. RefSeq lists its product as uncharacterized. The record is from RefSeq and is a predicted model, not a curated record. NCBI's taxonomy places the organism in Eukaryota, Metazoa, Arthropoda, Insecta, Hymenoptera, Formicidae. Bases 1899 to 2405 code for a protein of 168 amino acids. The transcript has 3 exons.